Molecule: messenger RNA, 1117 nt
Organism: Actinia tenebrosa (Australian red waratah sea anemone)
Lineage: Eukaryota; Metazoa; Cnidaria; Anthozoa; Actiniaria; Actiniidae
Source: RefSeq, a predicted model, not a curated record
GAUUUUCACGGCGACGCAAAAUCGCGCGUGUGAACACCCGGCGAUUUUACUGCGAUUCUAGAAAUUCACGUCGCCGUGAAAUCGCAGCGGUUUCGAACAUGUUCAAAUUUCACUGCGAUUUGGCUGCGAUUUUYAUGAAAAAAGGGCCAAAACAAGCAUUAGGGGUCCCCCCAAAGCAGAUUUGUAUAUGAUGUUACGUCACAAAAAACAUGGCGACCAAAAAGAUACAAGCAGAAAAAAGAGCAAAAAGGCAAUGGAAAAGUGAAGAAGAAGAAAUUCUGAUCAGCCAGUGGUCCAAGUACGACUGUCUUUUCAAUACAAGUUCGGAAGAAUUCAAGAGGACGGACAAAAAACAAGCUGCACGAGAWGCAAUAAGAAAGAUGUUGGAGGAGGAGACGGGUAGCUGUUUUACGGAUGAAGAUAUAAAAUCCAAAAUGCGAAACCUAAGGACCCAUUAUGGAAAAGAAUUGGGGAAGACAAGAGCUUCCAAGGUCACUGGAACUGGGACUAAAGAUGUCUACGUACCAACUUGGAAAUGGUUUAAAAUGCUGGGAUUCCUCUCUGACAGUAUUACCCCAAUAAAGACAAGACCAACCCCAGGUGUGCAAAUCCCCAUUGAUGACGAAAAUGAGGAAAAUAUUAAUGAACACCUGCAGGAGUUUUCAGAGAAAGAAGACUAUGCAGACACCCCAUUGGAUGCCUCUAGUGAUGCAGGUGAUAUGUUGGCUUCUAKGAAAUCAGUGAAUCGUAGUAGUAAGUCAUCUGUGAAAACUGACCUCGAAAGCAAAUUACUGGAAAGAUCCAUGUCAGUGCUUGAGGAUAUUGGUAAAAAGCRGGUUUCUAGCACAGAGGAAGAUGGCGAUUCUCUAUUUGCCAAACACGUAUGUCACACUUUAAAAGAAAUAAAAACCAAACAGGCCAAGGAGAUGGUGAAACUUAAGAUCCAACAAUUGCUUUUUGAGGCACAGUUUUGUAAUAAUUCCCAAGCAACACAACCAAAUGUUUGGGAAUUACCAUUUCCUAGUAGUUUUGCUCAAUUAUAGUGAGCAUAAAUUUCUAUUCAUGGAGAGUUGUAACACAUGUAUGAAAGGUUGUUACUAAGAAAUAUUUUUGCCUU